ACCACCACCAUAAAAUAACCUGCCUACAAUAAUAUAAAUAUCCUUAUAGAUAUUGCUUUUUUUUUUUCAUUUUGACAUCUCUAAUUGCGUAAUUAGUUGUCAUAAUCAUUUUUUUUUAAUUAAUUUUCCUCAUGUGACUAAUUUGAAAAAAAAAAACCAAAGUUCUUAUACACUAUUGUACCCUGUCUGGUCAUUGUUUUUUAAAUUUAAAUUUUAAGGAUAAUUGAAUGUUAUUCAAAAAAUUUAAAAACAAAUUAACUGUUUAAGAAUUGUUGAAAAUAAUUAUUGAAUAAUGAAAAAGCAAGUGGCAGAUCCUUAUAGUGCUGAUUGUGUCCUUGUUUGAUUCAACUCUUUCUCCUCUUUUGCCUCUUUCUCUUCUCCACCUUGCCUUGAUGUGAGUGCCGUUCAACUCAGUUCAACUUUGCCUCGCCUUCCAUUCCUCAGCUUCGUACUUGUUGUUGUUGUUGUUAUUAUUAAUAUUAUAUACAUCAAUAUUCAUCAUCAUCACUAUCAUCACUAUUCACUAGUACAUAUCUUGUAUUAGUACAAUAAUUCUGUCAUUGAUAAAAAUCCAUAAAUCCAAUAAAAGAUUUUAUGAAUUUGUCCAUGUAUCCAUCAAUAAAUAAAUAAAUAAAUCAAUCAAUCAAUAGGUAUCAUACAGCAGUAAAGGGAUUGUCAAGUUGUCUAUGUUUUAAUACAUGGAUAAUCUUGAAAUUUACAAUUUAUUUGUAAAUUAAUUACAGUUAUUAUUAAUUAAUAAUAAAUAUACAAGAUAUCUAUUGUGUGUGCUUGUGUUGUGUUGUGUUGUGUGUAUUGUGUAAUAAAUCAAAUCAAGAACCCAGCUAUAUUCAAAAAAAGUGCCAAUAAAAAUUGUUGUUAUCAAUAUUAUUAUCUAAAAAAUAUAAUAAAUUGAGGAAAAAAGUGAAAAACUAAAUAUGUCGGUUCUAAAUCAGAGUGGUGAUGAUGCUGUUGAGUGUCCUCUGUGUAUGGAACCACUGGAAGUUGAUGAUCUUAAUUUUUUUCCUUGCACAUGUGGCUAUCAAAUAUGUAGAUUUUGUUGGCAUCGAAUUCGUACAGAUGAAAAUGGUCUUUGUCCAGCAUGUAGAAAAGCAUACUCUGAAAAUCCAGCUGAUUUUAAGCCAUUAUCAAAAGAAGAAAUAUCAAAAUUAAAAGUUGAAAAAAGACUAAAAGAUCAACAACGCAAGGCUAAAGUAUCUGAAGGACGUAGUCGUCUUGCAAAUGUUAGAGUUGUUCAAAAAAAUCUUGUUUUUGUUGUGGGUUUACCAAUACGACUGGCUGAUGCUGAAGUUCUCAAAAGACACGAGUAUUUUGGUAAAUUUGGAAAAAUUCACAAAGUUGUUAUCAAUCAAAGUACAUCUUAUGCUGGAGCACAAGGACCAAGUGCAUCAGCAUAUGUAACCUAUCAGCGUCAAGAGGAUGCAUUACGUGCGAUUGAAGCAGUUAAUAAUAUUGCUGUUGAUGGUCGUACUAUUAAAACAUCAUUGGGUACAACAAAGUAUUGUUCAAAUUUUAUGAAAAAUUUACCCUGUCCCAAGGCUGAUUGUAUGUAUUUACAUGAUCUUGGUGAUCAAGAAGCUUCAUUUACCAAGGAAGAAAUGCAUCAGGGUAAACAUCAAGAUUACGAACGAAAACUUGUAUCAUCUCUUCAUUCUCAUGUAUCUGUGUCAUUAAAUAGAAAACCAACACCAUCACCACCUACAACUGGCAAUAAUAGCAAUAAUAGCAAUAGUAGUAGUAGUAUUAUUAGUAUUAUUAGUAAUAAUAAUAAUAAUAAUAAUAAUACACUACGUGAAAAUGGAACUAUUAUUAAUUGUCAAACAAAAGAAGCUUGGCCUUCAUUGCAAAUUGGUCAAACUAGCAGUACCACCCUGAUAAUUGGAAGUAAAGACACAGUAUCAUCGCAACAAUCAGGUGUUACAAUUUUAUCUUCAUCUUCUCCUUUGCCUAUUUCAUCAACGACAACGACAACAACAACAACUACUUCUUCAUCAUCAUCAUCCUCUUCUUUAUCUUUAUCUUCUUCUUCUUCUUCCUCGUCUUCAUCGUCAUCCUCAUCAUCAUCAUCAUCUAAUCAAAAUAUAAAUAAUGCUAUUGAUGUUACAUCAAUGCCAGUAGCAAUUGUACCACCGACAACGACAACAACAACAACAAUAAUAAAUGAAAAAUUUAUAUCUCCAUCAUCCUCAUUAUCAUCAUCAUCAUCAUCAUCAUCAUCAUCGUCAUCAUCCUCACCAUCGUCUCCUUCACCACCAAUAACAUCAUCAUCAACAAUACAACAACACAUUAAUAAUAAUAAUAAUAAUAAUAAUAAUAAUAAAGGAGAAAUAAAUACUGAUGAAUUAAAUAUUCGACGUGACAAAAGUAAUACGAAUAAUGAUAGCAAAACUCAAGUUGCUCGUAAUAAACAUAAAAACAGUCAAAAUAAAGAAAAACAUUGUGUUAAUAAUAACAAUAAUAGUAUUCAAUCUAUUAAUGAUGAUACAAUAAUAUCACAACAACAACUACUAAUAAAUGGUGGACAAAAAAAUAUAAUAUCAGAUGCUGAUUAUAUCGAUGAUAGUGAUAUUAAUAAUGCAAUUGAUGAUAAUGAUGAUAAUGAUGACGACGAUGACGACGAUGAUGUAGAUAAUAAUGAUGAUGAUAAUAGUGAUACAAUAACUAUUAAUAAAUAUAGUAAUAAUCAAGAUAAAAUAAUAAUUCAUACAAAUAAUCAGAAUAAUCGACAACGAGAUAACAGUGAAACAAGUAAUUUCAUUGAACAAUCCUUACGUGAUAUCAAAUUAAAUGGUGUUAAUCAAAAUUACAAUCAUCAUAACAACAACAACCACAACCACCAUCAACAUCAACAUCAACAUUAUCAUCAUCAUCAUCAUCAUCAUACGGAAAAUAUUAGUGACAAUGAAAUAAAUCAACGAGAUGCCAUAACACCAGCAAGUUCAGCAACAUCAUGUGAUGAUACAAAUAGUAAUAUUGAUAGCAGUUGUAAUGUCAGUAGCAGUAGUAGUACUGGUAGUUGUAAUAAUAUCACAUCAGAUAGAUUUGAUGUUAUUGAUGAUCAUCAAUGUGUUUCAAAUAAAUUGGAUUCAUCAUUAACAAGCACCAAAAGUAUAUUAUCAUCUUCAAUAAGCCAUCAAUCAGGACCACCUGGUUUAAUAAAUGUCAAUGGAAUGCCACAAGUUAAUCAUCAUCGUUCUAUAUUUCAAUCGGACAACAAUAGUUUCUUUAGUUCAAAUACAUUUCAAAAAAUAUCUAGUGUUGGUACAGCUCCAUCAACAAAUCAAUUACAACAAAGUGGUAAUGUUAAUGUUGAUUGGACAACAACUUGUUUAGUAUCAAUACCAGAUUCAUUGCCAUCAGUUCAUUCAAGUGAAGAUUGGCAAGCAGCAUUUGGCUUUCAACCAGAGAAAAAUCGUUCUAUUCAUAAUCAAAAUAAUUUAGUAAGUUCACCGUCAUCAGUAUCAUCACAAUUACCCUUACCAUUACCACCAUCAUCAACAACAGCAACAACAAAAACAACAACAACAAAUACAACAAAUACAACACAAUUUAAUACUGAUAAAUAUAUUAUUGACAAUAACAAUGAUAACGACAAUGACAAUGACAAUGACAAUGAUGUAAAUGAAGAUGAUGAAUAUAUUAUUAAUACUCAAUAUAAUAAUAAUAAUAGUAAAACAAAAUUAAAUAAUAAUCAAACAACAAAUGAUUAUGAUUCAACAACAACAAAAAGUAUUAAUAAUAAAAACAACAACAAUAAUAAUAAUUCAGCAGCAACAAAAUUCAUGGCUGAUUUUCAACAAAAUUCAAUUCAACAGAGGCUAACACUACAAGCACAACAAAAUCAAGAAAACUGUAAUUACAUCAGACACAAUGGUCAUGGUCCAGGUCUUGAAGUAUUCAAAGGAACAGAUAAUAAUGAUGCUAAAUCAGAUGAUGAUUUAGGAUUUGAUCCAUUUCAUGAAACACAAAAAGCCUUGGCUGAACUUAUGGAAAAUGAAUUACAACAUCAACAACAACAACAAAGACUUGAACAACAGCGUCAAUUGCAACAGCAACAACAACAACAACAACAAUUGCAGCAACAACAACUACAAUUACAACAGCAACAACAACAACAACAACAUCUUCAGCAAUCACAAUUACCACCACAUAAUCAUCAUCAUCAUCAUCACCAUCAUCAUCAUCAUCAACAGCAGCAGCAGCAACAACAACAACAACAACAACUACAACAACAUAAUCAUCACCAUCAUCAACAACAGUUACAACAACAACAACAAUUACAACAUAAUCGUCAAAAUCAUUAUUUUCAUCAUAGCACAAAUAGUGUUACAAGUUCUACUCCUCAUCAGCAACAACCUCAAACACAGUUGCAUCAACGAGAUCGUGAUGAAAGUAAUUUACGAACACAUCAAAAUAUUGUAUUGAAUCAAGCAGCACAUUUAGCUCAUUUUCAAGUGGCACAACAACAACAACAACAACAACAAGUUCAACAUAUUCAAAGUAUUCCGACUAUUCAUCAGUCACAUCCAUUUGUGUCUCGUCUUCCACAAAAUUUAUUAUCAAAUCCAGUGCAAAGUCCACAAACAGCAUUAACACCACCACCGCCACCACCACUACCAAAUGUUACUAGUGCUAGUAGUAAUAAUUUAGGUCAACGCAGUAGAUUACCACCACCUGGAUUUCCUGGUUCUACACCAAAUCAUAUAAAUUCAUUUGGUCUAGGAAUUUCACGAUCAGCAACAAUUGUUAAUUCAUCAUCUCAACAACAACCAACAAAUUCUUAUCUUCCAAAUAGUAAUUCUUUAAUUGGUACAAAUCAAAGUAUAACAAAAUGUAAUAAUGAUACAGUUUUUGGAAUAAAAGAUUGGAGUGAUAUUAAUUCUCAACAACAAUCAAAUGGUGUUGGCAAUGGUGCUUCAACAUUUCAUCAUUCAAUACAUCAAAAAGGUUGGAAUAAUUUUAGUCCAGUUGCUGAUUGGACAUCAAUUGAUCCAGCAAUUGUUAGUUCAUCUAGACCUUUGACAUUUCAAGCUACCAACACAUGGCAAUUUCCUAGAAUUCAUCCAACAUCACACAAUGCCCAACAGGAGCAAAAUAAUCCCGCUCUUCAACACUGGGCAAUGCAGCCACCACCAGGUUUUGGUGGACCAAAUUCUAGUGUUGCUCAACAAACAAACACAGCUACACAAUCGCACAAUAAACUCAUUUCCGCAGGUCCAGAAAUUGAAAACUUGUAAAUGCAAUAAAUGUUAAACAAGUGUCAAGACAAGAGUGAUAUAAAGUUGAUGUAAUAAUAAUAAUGAUGAUGAUGAUGACUGCAGGAUAAAUUACUUGGGCCACUUUUAUUUUUGGCUAUUUCACUGAAUAAAUUUUGUCAAAUAUAAAUGCUUUUUAAUAACAAUCAAUGAUAAUUCAGCUUUUACCAUUUGCUGUUGUUAUUUUAAUUUAUUAAAUAAAUUGAAACAUCAUAAAAAAAAAAGAUGAUAAUUAGUAAAAAAAGAAAAAAUUUAUUAUGAGCUACUUUGAUGAUUUAGUAGCACAUCAAUAAAAUUACAUUUAUUUAAAUAAAUGCAGAAAUGAAAUUGAACAA
Molecule: messenger RNA, 5608 nt
Organism: Aphidius gifuensis
Lineage: Eukaryota; Metazoa; Arthropoda; Insecta; Hymenoptera; Braconidae
Gene: Cnot4
Product: homeobox protein 2
Exons: 10
Coding region: 936-5255 (1439 amino acids)
Biological process (GO): protein ubiquitination
Cellular component (GO): CCR4-NOT complex
Molecular function (GO): ubiquitin-protein transferase activity; RNA binding; metal ion binding
Source: RefSeq, a predicted model, not a curated record